AUCAUCCCAACCCCAUUUGGUCAUUCAACCGGAAGGAAGAAACACCGAAAGGGUUCUCAUUAAAGGCUGAGAAAUCAUGAGCAGCGGUUCAUGCAACACGGGCUGUGGCUGCCCCGUUCCAUGCCCUGGUGGGGUUUCCUGCAGGUGUGCAACGGGACGCAGGGAGGAUGAUCCCAGCAUAGAACACAAGCGGUGCUCGUGCGGGGAGCACUGUGGCUGCAACCCUUGUGCCUGUCCUAAAGGUACCAAUAUCACUGGCACUGGAAGAGGCGCUUGCCAAUGUGGCGUUGGUUGCAACUGUGUGACUUGUGCAGCCUAGGGGGAGGGUUCCUACUUGCUCGUAUGCAUGUUGAUGGAAGGUCGUAAUCUAGUGAUGUAAUGUAAUAAUAGACUAGUAGUUCCCACGUAGUUUGUUUCAAGUCUAGACAGUGAACUACGGGCACCCUUUGCUCUGAUGUAUUCUCCUAUUCUGCAUGCUAUGAAAUCCUUGUCACUACGUGAAGGAUGUUACUAAUAAGCAAUUUCAAGUAUUUAUUACUACUA
This is a messenger RNA of Coffea eugenioides, 543 nucleotides long. RefSeq names its product metallothionein-like protein 4B. Bases 77 to 319 code for a protein of 80 amino acids. The record is from RefSeq and is a predicted model, not a curated record. NCBI's taxonomy places the organism in Eukaryota, Viridiplantae, Streptophyta, Magnoliopsida, Gentianales, Rubiaceae. The transcript has 2 exons. Gene Ontology annotation, molecular function: zinc ion binding.